UGAAAGCAGCGUAGCAUCUCGCAUCCCGACUCCAGCGGCGACCCGGACCCGACCCAGAACUUCUUCAGCUGUGGUUCAAGGAGCAGGGCUCCCCCCUCAGUUAUUUCCUCGGCGCAGCUCCGCCACCCCCGGGAGUCCCGGUGUGCACCUGCAAACUCCGCCUUCUGCACCUGUCACCCCCGAGCCAGCGCGGCGGCCGAGCGAGCCAUGGCCAACGCGGGGCUGCAGCUGCUAGGCUUCAUCCUGGCUUUCCUGGGCUGGAUCGGCGCCAUUGUCAGCACGGCGUUGUCCCGGUGGAAGAUUUACACCUACGCCGGCGACAACAUCGUGACGGCUCAGGCCAUCUACGAGGGGCUGUGGAUGUCCUGCGUGUCGCAGAGCACCGGGCAGAUCCAGUGCAAAGUCUUCGACUCCUUGCUGAACCUCAACAGUACUUUGCAAGCAACCCGUGCCUUGAUGGUGAUUGGCAUCCUGCUAGGACUAAUAGCCAUCUGUGUGGCCACUAUUGGCAUGAAGUGUAUGAAGUGCAUGGAAGAUGACGAGGUGCAGAAGAUGCGGAUGGCUGUCUUUGGGGGCAUGAUAUUUCUUAUUGCAGGUCUGGCUAUUUUGGUUGCCACAGCAUGGUAUGGACAUAGAAUUGUUCAAGAGUUCUAUGACCCCAUGACUCCAGUCAAUGCCAGAUAUGAAUUUGGUCAGGCUCUCUUCACUGGCUGGGCUGCUGCUUCUCUGUGCCUUUUGGGAGGUGCCCUACUUUGCUGCUCCUGUCCCCAGAAGACAACAUCUUACCCAACACCACGGCCCUAUCCAAAACCUGCACCGUCCACUGGGAAAGACUAUGUGUGACACAGAAGCAAAAGGAGACAAAUCUGGUGGGCCAAGUGGAAAAUGGACAUUGAAAUGUUAUCAUUAACAUUAAGACCAUACACUUUUGACUAUUGUAUUCUGAAGUGGUAUUGCCAAAAAAAUAUUUUUUUAAAUGUCCAUUGCUAAAAUGGCUUAGUCUUAUUUUAUCUCCUUUUCUCAUAUGGGAGGGAAGCCUUUUCAAUUAUUACUGCUUCCCAGUGAGUAAUCAUCUCAAACAGGGGAAGGAGGACUCUCUUUAAAUAUAUAUAGAUAUGUAUAUACACAUGUUUUUCUAUAAAAAAGAUUAAGUAGUAAAACUUUUAUUCUCAUUAUGUUGGUACCAGCAUACUUAAAAUUAUAUCUAAAAAAGGAAAGUAUAUUUAAUUCUAUAUUGAUUAAAUAAGCAGUUUAUUUGAUAUAUUUCUCUUCUUCCUAUAGGUAUACCUAUAUAAUAGGACAAAUAUCAUGUCCCCUCUAUCAUCAUCUUUUAGUGUCUUUGACAGACUACCUAACCUACUUUGCUAAGUAUGUCUUAUUUCAAUUCUUUAUAUGUGCUCUUUUAAAAUGCUUAUUUUACAUUUCUUUUACUGUGAUCUUUAGUCCUUGCUUUGUCAUCAGUCAUCCUUCAUGCCUUUAUUUGCUUUUAUGAGAUUGGGCUUAAGUCUUGGUCUGAUAACCCAUUUCAUAUGCCUACAAUUUAAUUCCUAAAGUCAAUAAGGAUCUCUUACAAAUCAGAGCUUUGGGAGCAAAUCUUGCUACAUGACCAGAUGAUAGAUUCCUGUUGACCUUCCCACAUGAUUCCUGUACUCUGACCUAUAACACUUCUGUUUGCUUUGAAAAUAUUUGUCUCACUGAGGAGCUAUGUGCUGCUUUCCCAGAUGUUACAGCAUAAUUUUAUUGAUGGAAUUUUUAAGCUACUUCUUCCCAGUUGUAUAUCCUCCAAACUACCAUUUUUUCCUCCCCUCCUUAACUAUGUUGUAUUCUCAUAUCUAAUUAUCACACAGUUUACCCCUUACCAGAGAGGCAUGGCCUAUGUGUCGGAAUCAAGUGCUAGACUUUCUGUAGUGAUAAUCUGAUAACAAAUAUUUUCUCUGUAGCUAUAAGUGAGUCAGUCUUUCUCCCUUUUUCCAUCUGUCAAAUUUAGAUAAUGAUGCCUAACCAGGUGGUACAAGUGGUAUGAGUAUUAAUUAGCUGAUAUCAUACUCAUUCUUUGAACAUGAAAUAUGCCUAGGUGGUGUUUUUUAUUUGCUCAAUUGGCUAUUAAGAGAAGUCAUUGAACCAAAUCUACGCACACACUUAACGUGGGUCAGCACCUUCCUUUUCUCCCCUGGUCCAUUUCCUUUCUUUCAGCAGCAGCUAGCACAUUGCUUGUGCUUUGUUCCUUUUAACAAUUGCUCCUUGAUUUCCAGUCUGGACAGUGCUGCUUCACUUGAGCAAGAUGAUUUAAUGGAAAGGGUGUUGGCUUUACUGUCUGGAGACCUGAUGCCAGUGUUGCUGCUAUCAGUCGCUGUGUGAGUUUGGGCAAGGCACUUGGCUGCCCUAGAUUUCUUAUAAAAAGGGGGUUGUAAUUCCUGAUCUGCCUACCUCACAGGGCUGUUGUAGGGACCUAGUGAGAUGGGACAUGGGUAAAUGUGGUUUUGUCAGGGUAAAAACAUGAUACUAGGGGAAAGAAUUAAGAAUUUAAGUGCAUAGGUUUGGAUUCCUUGUCACAUGACUGAAAAAAGAGAGAAAUUUUAAAAAAUGGGUUUCUCACCUUAACCAAUCUCUUAAGUGAUGAGACACUCAAACAAAAUUCAGCUUACUAAAGGAAAGGAUUCUAAGAAGUCUUAGUUUCUUGAAUCAGUAUGGCCUGAUGCUUUUUGUGGCUGACCUCUUCUCCUUUUAGGAGUGCAGACUUGACCUAAGACAAGUUUGGUGGUGGAAUGGGGGACACUGAAGUGUUAAGUGUUGGCACAGUGAAAGAAUGGGAGAUCUUUGCAUUAUAAUCACUUGCAAGGGUAUACAAGCUGGUAUCUGUUAACUGAUGUCAUUUAGAGGUGUUGCUAUUAGCUGGCAACUAACACUGCUAGGACAGGUAUUUUGUUGAUGGUAAUCCAUAGUAAAACCACCUGGGGGACGUUAUCCAAAGGGAUGCAUCAUAGGAGGAUUUCAACCUAGUAAGUGUUAUUGCCAAACCUGAAAGUCUACCCUCUGAGAAGGUAUAAUUUCAAGGAGCCUUUGCUACCUACAUAGAUCCUACUGGUGUGUGAGUAUAAAAACAUGUGGUUACUAGUUGCCCCACUCUACGUAUAAAUCUAUAGUCCAAAACAGCCAACAGAAUGGUUACAACAGAAUUUAUCCAAUUUUGAUAUUUUUGUAAUCUGCUUCUGUACCUAGAAACAGACAAAUAGGUAUUUUGUGGUUUUGUAGUGGGAAUUUGUAUAAAACAUCACUCUUUUUCAAAAAAUUGUUUUUUAAUAAAAAAUAAACCAUU
Manis pentadactyla (Chinese pangolin) is the source of this 3316-nucleotide messenger RNA. It is a transcript of the gene CLDN1, whose product is annotated as claudin 1. Lineage: Eukaryota; Metazoa; Chordata; Mammalia; Pholidota; Manidae. Gene Ontology annotation, biological process: cell adhesion; bicellular tight junction assembly. Gene Ontology annotation, molecular function: structural molecule activity. The transcript is spliced from 4 exons. The record is from RefSeq and is a predicted model, not a curated record. Gene Ontology annotation, cellular component: bicellular tight junction; plasma membrane. Bases 208 to 843 code for a protein of 211 amino acids.